CGGCAAGGCCGCAGGAAAGCGUCGCCAUCUCCAUAACAACGCGGGGCAUGCCGGGAGCGCGGCACUUCCGGCGGAUAGCGGUGCGGAGCCAUGGCGGAACCGGCGCCUCCCGGGGGGUCUCAGCCCCACGCCCGGCGCCUGGCGGCGCUGCUGAACCGCAGCCUGCGGGUCCGCAUGUCGGACGGUCGCACCCUGGUGGGAACCUUCCUCUGCACCGACCGUGACGCCAACAUCAUCCUCGGCUCCGCGCAGGAGUUCCUCAAGGCUGCAGAUGCGUUCCCAGGCAGCGAGCCACGUGUGCUGGGCCUGGCCAUGGUGCCGGGGCACCACAUCGUGUCCAUCGAGGUGGAGCGUGAUGCCGCCGCUGCUCUGUGCUCCUGAUGGCCGCCCUGUGGGAUGGACCCCCAAGUGUUGUGCACCUCUUGUGUACCCUAAAUCGUGAUGGACUCCAGCCAUGCAAAAUGAGCACCAGAAUUGCGAUCCCCUCGGACCCAGUAGAGCCCCCACAGUGGUUACGCUGUCACUACGUGAUGCUGUCAUUCCAGACCCCCACAAAACAGACACAGAUGCAUUUUUCUUCCCCAAACACUCCGUUUUCAACCUGAAA
Messenger RNA from Coturnix japonica (Japanese quail), 607 nucleotides. Its product is annotated as N-alpha-acetyltransferase 38, NatC auxiliary subunit. NCBI's taxonomy places the organism in Eukaryota, Metazoa, Chordata, Aves, Galliformes, Phasianidae. Gene Ontology annotation, cellular component: NatC complex. Gene Ontology annotation, molecular function: RNA binding. The record is from RefSeq and is a predicted model, not a curated record.